GAUGGCGGCGGAAUUAAACAGAAUGCUAAAACCAGCUUUACGCACAUUUUUAAUGGAAAGAGGAAUGACUGUAUCAGAUUAUAGUGUUCAACAGCUGAGAGAACUUGCCUUUAAAGCUGUUGAACUGGAUUUACCGGUAAUAUCAACACCAGAUGACACAGACUCGUUUCUUCAAUUUAGGAGUACUGUUGUAUUAAAUGGAGAAAAAGUAACUUUUCCGACUGUCUUUCAGUGUGAGCAGAAGGGGUGGACAGAUGAUUUAAAGAGUGUCCCAGUAUUUUCUAUGGCAGACGUUUUUGCCUAUCUUGUUUCGUUUGCUAAAUGGACACCAUCACGAUUGAGAACCUACAAGAAUGAGAGAGGCUUCCGACUUUCAAAGUCAAAUCAUAUUUCUUCUGCUGAAAUCUUCAAGUUACCACAUGAACACUUUUACAUAAAAGCGAGUUGCAUCAGAGAAACAUCACAGAAAGCUGAUCCCUACAUGACUUGGUGUUUGGUUAAUUCUGAAGGUGUGUGCAUAUCAGCAGGAUGUCAUUGCACAGCGGAUGAUGGAGGAUGUAAGCAUGUUGUGGCACUGCUAUUUUGUCUAGCAAACUGGUCUGACAGACACAUUGAUAGAAACACAGAGACAUGUACAGAUACCAAAUGUGGUUGGGAUAUUCCAAGAAAGGUAUCUGUUCCUAUGAAACUGGAUAGUAUAGAACAUUCAGUAAAUCCCAGGGUACAGCCAUUUGAACAUGUGUAUGACCCAAUAAACCAUGAUGACAACAUGGCUGAUGUAGAAUUUGAAGCAGGUCUCCACAACUUAAUUCAAGGUCAUGACACCCAGAUUAUUGAAGUGCUUGAUAAAUCUGAAGACAGUUUAACCAUGCCUAAAUCUAUCAUUGAAUCAGCAGAAGACUUCUUGGAAAAUUCUUCUUUUUUGGAAUACCUCAAAUCAAAAGUGAACCAGGAUGACUGUGAUCAAAUUUAUUCUUUGACAGAAGGUCAGUCUGAUAAUCAGAAUUGGUAUGAGUACAGGCUAGGUAGGAUUACUUCAUCAAUCAUUCCUCUUGUGUAUCACUAUCAGGGUAAUGAUAAAAACAAUUACAUUGUCAGACAGAUAUUGGACAAAAACAACAAUUUUUCAACUCCUGCAAUGAUUUAUGGGAAAGAAAGGGAGCAUCUUGCAAGAGACUUAUACAGCAAGGAAUAUACUUCUCAACAUGAAAAGGCUGUAGUUGAACUAUCAGGACUGAUAAUAAACAAAGAUAUUCCACAUCUAGGAGCUUCUCCAGAUGCUAUUGUUAACUGUAAAUGUUGUGGGAAAGGCAUUGUAGAAAUUAAGUGUCCAUACACAUUCAAAAAUCUAACAUUAGAUGAAAUCAGUGAAAAAAAAUAUCAUCUUACCAAAACGUCUGAUGGUGUCAUUGAAUUAAAGAAAACUUCAAAUUGGUAUAUACAGAUUCAAUCUCAAAUGGCAAUUUCUAAUUUACAAUGGUGUGACUUUGUACUUUAUCUUGAAGGAAGUAUUAAAACAGAGAAGCACAAAUUACAUGUUGAGAGAAUAACAUUUGAUCCCCAGUUGUGGACUAGUGUAUUGGACAAAGUUAACUUGUUUUACAGUAAAUAUGUUGUCCCUAAAUUAAUCCAGGAUUAAUAAUCACAGAUCUUAGCAUGCUGAGCAUAUAAUAUACUGAUAAUAAAUUAUUUUAUUAAUGUUCAGUGAACUGUGUUAUUAGUUCAAUUACAGAAACAGUCAAUGUGCAUGUAAAAUUUGUAAUGGUGACUACUCUAAUAAUAUUUGGGUCUUUUAAAAUUAAUAUUUUUAUAUUACUGUUUUAUUGAUGUUGAAAAUCAUAAAAAAAAGUGAUAUUAAAUUGCAGUUAACAAGUACUGUUUUCAAAUUCAUAUCGUUUGUUUUAACAUAUAUUUAAAUUAGAUGUAUAAAUACAUGA
Messenger RNA from Mytilus trossulus (common blue mussel), 1937 nucleotides. RefSeq lists its product as uncharacterized. NCBI's taxonomy places the organism in Eukaryota, Metazoa, Mollusca, Bivalvia, Mytilida, Mytilidae. The transcript is spliced from 2 exons. The record is from RefSeq and is a predicted model, not a curated record. The coding region runs from base 2 to 1639 and encodes 545 amino acids.